AUCGACAGAUCUGCCAAUAAUGGCUCCACCAGCAAGACUUUCAUAUCGCAGAUUUUCGCAGUUGCCAAAGAUUCCAACUCAAAGUCCAAGUGAUGUUAUUCAAAACGAAAAAAUUGAGCCCAAGGCUCUUCCAACUGAUCCAAAUCCAAGCACUAAAGAAGUUCUCAUGGAAGGCACCAAACACAGCUCCAAGCACUCCAAGCAAUAUUGGUACUCGACGGUUGUCCUUGGAGCCUAAAGCGCUUGAGCCUAAAACACAAGCAAUUGAGCAUAGAGCACAGCCUCAGUACUUGACCCCAACACAGUAUAAUGAUCAGCGCCAUCAAAACGAUGCCAACCGAAUGCAGAGACGGUAUUCCAUGACUUGUUCAAGCUCUCAACUGUCGGGGUAUUCUCCCAAGCCUCCACAGCCAGGGCUUCCUCAGUCCACAGCACCAGAAUCAUCGCAAGCUCCACCCUCAACGUAUCCAUAUCGUAGACCUUCACAAGGCUUUCCAACACCGACCGAUCCAAAAACCUUUCGCUACGAUUAUAAUGCAAAGGCAAAGAGCAAGGCUACUGAUUCGUUUCAGCACUCGAGGAACAAGCCCGGACAUCUUCAUAGGCGAACAUAUGGCCCACCAAGUCAGCUUAUAUCGUCCUUCGACUUGGAUGACAAAAAUAUUUUAUACAUACGUAAUCUGAGUAUGGAGAUUGUGCACCACCAGGUCUUUGAGCUCUUCAGCGCCUUUGGCAAUCUGAAGCGUGUCUACGUGCAUCAACGCUCCGAGAACUACAAGUAUGCGAUGAUAAUUUACAUCACUGAAGAAUCCAUGAAACGAGCAUUGUCUGCCAAUCCGCAUAGGCUGAACGACAGGAAAUACAUUUGCCAGCAGGCCAGCCCCUGGCACCUUGGGCACUUCAAAAUCGACAGCCAGCUGUCUGGAUCCAUCAAUAGAGCCAACUUCCGAGAACGGUUCCAAAUGCGACUACCUUACGGCGUCGUAAUGCGCUCUUAUUUUUAUGAGUCACAUCCAAGCCCGAAUCAGAGCAGCUACAUCAUCGCUGAUCGCGAUCGGAAGAGAAAAUCAGCCUUGCUGCCGCCCCUGUGCUUGGCCCUCUUACAUUACACACACAAUAAGCAGCCCCUACCCAAGCCUGGAUUCAAGACGGAGCCAGCGCCCGUGAGUAGCUAUCAACAGCAGCUCUUCGCCGGCAUGGGCAAGGGCUACAGGUUUGAGCGCCACAGCUACACGAAUUUCGUGGCCUAUCAGAAGAAGCCCGGCCACUACGAAUCGGUGCCCAUCGACCACAAAGUGGGACUGACCGCUGUGGCCUAUGCUGAUCUGCGCGAUAGGCUAGAGCUGAUAACAUUUCAUUAUCACUGACAAAGCAAAAUGAAGAAAGGAAUAAAGAAAUGUUUAUAAGAGUAAAGCAACCUCUUUCUCAGAUUUUCUCUAUAUUUGAGAUUCCUUUAUGCACAGACUUCGCUCUUUAAUAAGGAGAUAAGAACUUGCCCCAUCGGGCCCGUUCCGUUCCUGUGCUUAUGUGCGCUUAUGUAUUUGUGUAAUGCUGAUGGGGCUCGUUUGCUGUGCU
Messenger RNA from Drosophila arizonae, 1575 nucleotides. RefSeq lists its product as uncharacterized. Gene Ontology annotation, molecular function: RNA binding. The record is from RefSeq and is a predicted model, not a curated record. NCBI's taxonomy places the organism in Eukaryota, Metazoa, Arthropoda, Insecta, Diptera, Drosophilidae.